AUGUUAUUGCACAAUUGCAGAAGAUCCGCUUCAUCUGAAUUCCAUCACCUAUUCAAGCUCCUAGUUCCAGAAAAGACCCUGCUAAUGAAAUUUGCAUUUUCUUUAACAGUUUCUUCUGGAGUAAGUCUCUGCUUUCCUCUAGCCUUGGUAAACACUAUUUAGCAAGAUAUAUAUAACCUAUGUGCCGUUCCUACCACAUCUCAGCAUGAAAUUGUCAGAGUUGUAGGAAAAUGAACCGCUGUCUUUGGAGCUGGUGCAUUAUCCACCUAUAUGAGAAGAUUGGCCAUUGAGGAUCUGGUAUGGUCUAUAUAGUCAAAUACUGUUGCAAUGAAAAUGAGAAUUGAAUUUUUCGAAGACCUUUUAAGAAAGAAAUACCAGGUUUUCGGAGAAAACACAACAGGGGACUUGUCACAUCAGCUGAAUAGUGAUAUAUGGACAAUUGCGUACACAAUAACGAAUGAAUUUUCUUCUGCGAUGCGUGGCGUAGCUUUUUUCACUGGCGGGGCAGGAUUUUUGUUAUAUACGUGCCCUCCGCUUACGAUGAUUUCUUUGUUUCCGAUGAUGGCGCUUGCAUCGAUUUCAAAAUAUUAUGGAAAUCUGCUUAGGAGGGAAAGGGAGACUCAAGCUAUUUAUUUAAGGCAGCUGAACUCGUUUGCACAAGAAAGACUUGUUCAGAUAAAGACAAUUAAGCAUUUUACUGCUGAAGGUAUUGAGCUUAAGAAAUACGCAGAAAAGCAGACAAAAGUAUACAAUAAAGCUAUUGAUGUAGCAAGGUAUUCAGCAAAGCACCAUGCUCUGAUGGAAGCAAUGGGCCAAAAUGCAGUUCUAUGAUGCUUAGGUUAUGGAGCUUAUCUGAUUUCUACAGGCUCUGGGCUAAGUGUAGGAGCUUUAACAGCUUUUGCAAUGUAUAGUGUCUAUGCUGGGCUAGGAUUCAGAUUAUUAGCCUCAGGCUACACUGAAUUAAAAAAGGCAGCCGGCGUUUACAAUAAAAUUCUCGAAACAAAAUCUUCUAUCGAUGACAAAGAAGAAAUUUUAAUUUCCCCAACAAUUUUGCCAAAAUCCACAGUAGGACGUAAUUUUUAAACAGCUUCCAUUAUCUUCAAAAAUGUCUCCUUCACCUAUCCAGGAAGAGAAAUUCCAGUGCUGGAUAAUAUUAACCUAGAGAUCAAAUCUGGAGAAAUAUGGGGAAUAGUAGGGCCAAGUGGCUGCGGAAAGUCAACUUUAUUUCAUUUAUUAACUCAUCUUUAUGCGCCGACCUCUGGGCUAAUAUAUAUUGAUAACGUAGAUAUCCACACAAAGCCAGCUUGGUGGGCACGACAACAAAUUUCUAUUGUAAGCCAAGAAGCUCCCUUGUUUUCAGGAAGUAUCCUAGACAACAUAAAAUAUUCAAAUCCAAAUGCGACGAUGGAAGAAGUUAUUGAUGCCUGCAAGAGAGCAGAUGCGUAUGAUUUUAUCAAUAACUUUGAGGAUAAGUUUGAUAGUGAAGUAGGAGAAGGAGGCUCUGCUCUUUCUGGAGGACAAAAGCAAAGAGUGGCAAUUGCGAGGGCACUUUUGAAGACACCUCAUAUGCUUCUUUUAGAUGAAGCAACGUCUGGGUUAGAUCAUCAGUCAGAGAAGACUGUGCAAGGGAUUCUUGAAAGAGAAGUCAAAAAUAGGGGUUUCACAGUAUUAUUGAUUUCUCAUAAAAUCAGAACGCUGAAAGCUCUGACUGAUAGAAUAGCAGUACUUCAUGCAGGUAAGAUUAUUGCUACGGGGACAUUUGAUGAGUUAAAAGAAAGUAAACAUAUUUAG
Blepharisma stoltei is the source of this 1791-nucleotide messenger RNA. The record is from the annotation of a GenBank genome assembly. NCBI's taxonomy places the organism in Eukaryota, Ciliophora, Heterotrichea, Heterotrichida, Blepharismidae.